Messenger RNA from Amphibalanus amphitrite, 4208 nucleotides. RefSeq names its product cysteine-rich motor neuron 1 protein-like. Gene Ontology annotation, cellular component: extracellular region. Gene Ontology annotation, molecular function: protein binding; serine-type endopeptidase inhibitor activity. The transcript has 13 exons. NCBI's taxonomy places the organism in Eukaryota, Metazoa, Arthropoda, Thecostraca, Balanomorpha, Balanidae. The record is from RefSeq and is a predicted model, not a curated record. The coding region runs from base 79 to 2982 and encodes 967 amino acids.
CGGCGCUCGCUCCGCCAGUCCGGGUGCUCCACGCUGCCGGUCCGCCUCUGCCCGUUCCGGCGUGCUCUGCGCCCCGCCAUGCUCGGUGUCCGGGUGCUGCUGCGGCUGCUGCCGCCGCUGCUGCUGCUGCUGCUGGCCGGACUGACCCCUCCGGCGGCCGGCUCCCUGUGCUUCUGUGACCGGAAGGCGUGUCCCACCGUCACCUGUUCCGAGGGACGCUCUCCGGUGCCCGACGACUGCAACUGCUGUCUGGUGUGUGGCCAGGCCGAGGGCGAGCGCUGCGGAGGCAACCACGAGCUGUACGGACGCUGCUCGGAGGGACUCGAGUGCCGCCGCCGGCCACCGGGGCUGGGCCAGCCGAUUGGACAGGCGACUGAGGGGGUCUGCACUGCUGUCGGCUGCCAAAUCUGCCAGCUGAUACUGGGAUUCUGCACGUGUACACAAGAGGAGGACUGCCCCGACGUCUCCCGAAACCCCACCGCCUUCUACAGCCGCACAGAGUGCGAGAAGGCGGCCGCGCGCCCGCCGCCGGCCGCCGCCGUCACCGCCGCGCCGACAGCAGCGGACGCGUGCGCCGACGUGUCGUGUCUAUCGACGGCCGAGGGCACCUCUCUGUCUGGCUGUCCGGUGGACUCGGUGCUGAAACUGGCGCCGCCGGCCCGGCCCGACUGCUGUCCUUCAGUGGCCGAGUGUGUGUGUGACCUCGAGUCGUGCCCUCGGCGGCCGCAGUGCGCGCACGGUCAGCCCACCGUGGUCCGCGCCGGAGACAGGAGGCCAGGCAGCUGCUGCAGCAUCUGGGACUGCAAGGACAGCGAAGCCGCGCCGGCUGCCGCGCCUGCCGUGUCCGCGGCGCCGUGCACCAACGUGAGCUGUCCGCCGGCGGCGCCGUGUCCUGCGGACAGCUACCGGUCAGCCCCGGAGGGAUGCUGUCCGGGAGCGUGCGUGUGCCAGCCGGCGCCGUGUCCUCUGCCGGCGUGUCCGGGCGGCGCGCGGCCCCGUGUCCUGAUGGACGCGUCCGGACAGCCGGGCGCCUGCUGUCCCGUCUACCAGUGCGAGGAGAACUCGACGUGCGUGCACCAGGGCAAACGGUACGAGGAAGGAGCCACGUGGCAGAUGGACCAGUGCACCACGUGCCAUUGCAAGGACGCCGUCAGCUUCUGCGACCAGCUACAGUGCCCCGAGCUGGGUCCGUGCCCCCAGGUGACCGACCCGGGCCAAUGCUGUCCCCGCUGCAUCGACGGGUGCCUCUCUCGGUCGGGCGUGUUCCACAACAACAGCGAGCAGUGGGAGGAAGAUGAGUGUACCACGUGCUCGUGCGCCGACAAUGAGCUGCACUGCCACAUCGCCCAGUGCAACCCGCCCUGCAGGAACCCCGUCCACGUACCCGGCCGCUGCUGCCCCGUCUGCAACCAAACAGAGUGUGCCGUGGUGUGCGAGCACGGAUACCGAACGGACAGCAAGGGCAGGCCGCUGUGCCAGUGUGUGACGGCCGCCGAGCCGGAGCCAAAGCCACAGCCGCGGCCGGAGCCCACACCAAAGCCACAGCCGCGCUGCCGCGACAUGAGCUCCUGCAAGAAGCAGUGUCCCCACGGCUUCAAAGUGAACUCCAAAGGCUGUGCGAGGUGUAAGUGCCACCACUGCCGCCGUCUGAAGGGCUGUCCUCUCACCUGCCCUCUGGACGUGAACGACCGAGGCUGCACUGUGUGCCGGUGUCGGGAGGGGGCGACCGGCCUCCCGGCGCCGGUCACCACUCCGACUCCGACUCCGACUCCGACCGUACACAGACUCAGCUGUGUGUCCACAGCGGGCGAGGUGCACGCGCCAGGAGCCUCCUGGGACGACGGCUGCCGUCAGUGCUACUGUCACGAGGGCACCGAGAUGUGCUCUAUGAUCGCGUGCGCGGUGCCCGCCUGCGAACACCCCGAGAUCGAGCCCGGCCAGUGCUGCCCCACGUGUCCCGAUGACUCUGUGGUGCCUUCGCGUCACGUGAACCUGACAGUCUGCCUGUCGGCGACGGGCGGCACCUAUCUGGAGGGCCAGACCUGGCACCUGGACAGCUGCACGAGCUGCCUGUGCCGCGGAGGCCGAGUGCUCUGCAGUCACCCGGUCUGCCCGCCGGCCGCCUGUCCCCAACCCGAGCGGCGGCCUGGCCACUGCUGCCCGGUCUGUCCCGGCCGCUCGCCGACAGGUGGCAGCACCGAGCCGCCGCCAGAGGGCAGGCGCGGCGGCCGGGCGUGUGCCGCCGGGCCGGGUCCCUCCUGGCCGGACGGCGCCGCCUGGAGGAGCAGCGCCUGCGUCAGCUGCCGCUGCCGGAACGGCGCCACCCGCUGCUACCACGAGCGCUGUCCGAAACUCAGCUGCGAGCGGCCGGUGCUCAGCAAGGGUCGCUGCUGUCCACACUGCAUCGCAGAGGCCACCCGCGACGGCAGCUGUUUCCUUGGUAACCGUACACUGGCCUCGGGCGAGUCCUGGCAGGUGGACGCCUGCAAGAGCUGCGUGUGCCGCGCCGGUCAGCUCAGCUGCGCCCAGAAGGUCUGUUCGACCGCGUGCCGCGGCCCGGUCCCCGCCGGCCACUGCUGUCCCGUUUGCAAAGAGGACGUUUCGACCACCUCCCGUCACAACUAUCCGUUCCUGAACGGUACCAGUAAGGUGGCGCACCGUAUCCGGGUUCCGGACCCGGCGACCGAGACCCCGGAGCCGGACCCCGAGGAGACGGACGGAGCCGAGCUCACGCUGGUCCAGAAGCUGCUCAUUUCGGGGCUGAGCUUGCUCACCCUGGUGCUCCUGAUAGCCGUGUGUGGCCUCUGCUUUUGUAAGGUGCGCAAGAGCAACCGUUUCACGCCCAAAAAGCAGCCCCUCCAGGUGCUGGCUGAAGAGGAGAAGAAGCCCCUGAACGGCGCGCAGACGCUCGACUGUUCAGCUCCGCUGAGCACCAUCAGCUCGCCGCUGCGUCCGCCUGAAACGGUCAUCGGCAUGCGAUGAGCGCCGCCAGCGCGCGCCCUGCCUUGCCACGUCAUUGUAAAUAGUUCAUUGUGGGCGCCGCAACGGGGAGGGGUCUUGGCUACUUUAAGGAUCAAAUCGGUUUUGUUCUUGUUUCGAAGUCAGAACUAAAAGGAGUUGCCUAUUAGUGGGCAGCAAUGGUAGGAUCUGCUAGUUUGUGUAGGUGGUUGCUUGACUUAUCAAAAGUGAUACGGAAGUAGCUAUGCCCCUCCCCAGUUGCCGGGACGUCCCUACGUUCAUGUAGUCUACCACUGAUGGGUUUUUAGAGCCGUCCCGCCAGACUUGUGUCCGCUUCCACUUGACUGGUGGUACCCAUUCAACGUCCGCGGCGCUCCCGAAGAAACUACAUAACUCGUAUACUACAUGUAUAACUCGGGGACCGUUUCGGCCAUUAAAAAAUCGGUGACUUUAUUCAAACUACCGACACGCAGCCAACAGUCACUCGAUUUCGAUAGCAAUUGUGAAUCCGUUUUACCAUGACAAGCAAAUGUCAUGAAUUUUAAGCUAUGGUAUAAUUUUAAUCCAACAUUAACAGGAUUUUACAAUCAAAGACUUGGGGAAAAACGGAGUGUCACGAAUAUGACGCCACAUUUUUUAUCGUUGGUUAACGUUCGCGCGUCAUCGAAUAUUGUCGAUACCCGGAGCCUCUGUGCUUCUCGAGUGGAGCCGGCGCGAGUCUGACGGCGGGGCGGCGCCGGCGGCGACCGGCCGCCGGGCGGUGUGGUGACCUUUGUCUGUGAUAAUGGCCCCGAAUACAUGGGCAAGUAAAUACGUAUCACGAGCGGGUUUUGCAAACCGCUCAGCGUUGUAGCCCGUUUGUAGUACGCAUUUACUCUGCUCAUGUAUUCCCGGUCAAUGCCUCUCGCCUGCGACCGUGGCGGCCUUCAACAGUGCUCCGACGGACACCGCGCGUGUACUGCCAUAGUUGCACGCUGUGGGCUGGUCUGCACACGCGCGUACUCGGAGCUUCAGAUGAAUAUUUCCUUCGGAAAGUGCUUUGAGCUCGCUGGUGUGACGUUUCCAUGGCGUUUCCAUGUGCGGUCCUUGAGCCAGGACCUCUACAUAAGUGUAUAUUCUGUAGGUAGUGGUGGUUAACAAUAAGGCGCCGUUCUUCGAUAUCGCUAUAUUUUCAGUUAAUAUGUUUUCAGAUGUGCCAAUAGAUUCGGUUCCGUAUUGUAUCUGUGUAAAAUGAGCUGUCUAGCGUACUC